This is a messenger RNA of Pelagomonas calceolata, 990 nucleotides long. The record is from the annotation of a GenBank genome assembly. NCBI's taxonomy places the organism in Eukaryota, Pelagophyceae, Pelagomonadales, Pelagomonadaceae.
UUUCGCUCAGAGCUCGCGGGACCAGACUCAGGCUGACGAAGUCUUGCAAAAACUGCAACACAAGGUAAGAAAGAUGCGGAUUGCCAGCCAUUUUGCAGCAUGGUGCGACGCGCGCUCCUGUUCUUAUCUGCAGGGGCAGCGGCACGCGGCGCGAAGCUGCCCCCACUCACUGCUGACAGAGUCAGCCUGGCUUUCGUGGGCGCUCGCGACGUCACAUCGAACGGAUCGCCGUUGCGCAGGUUAACAAGAUGAAGCUCAUCCUCGCUCUCGCCGUCGGCGCGACCGCCUUCGGGGGCUUCGGCAAGUCCGCCGCGCCGGCGCCGGCGCGCGGCGGCGGGAACCAGGUGGCACAGGGCGGUCAGACCGUCACAAACAUCCAGGUGCCCAAGAUCUUCACGACGGCGUUCGGCGACCCCGGACGCCUCCAAGAACGAGCCGCUCGCGCUGAGGCCAAAAAGGCGGAGGCCGAGGCCCAAUUGAUCCCCACGCCGGCGCGCUUCGCUUUCGCGUUCGGCCGCCCGGACAUCCUCGCCGAGCGCCGCGCCGAGCGCCUCGAAAAGUGGCAGUGGAGCGACGAGUUCCUCGCCAAGGCGCGCCCGGACAAGGGCAACUACGGCCAGGGCGACGUCUACGACGACGGUCUCACGAAGUUGGAGCGCACCCAGAUCGAGCAGGGCCGCGAGGCCUACUUGACCGGCGGCGCCAAGCUCCGGUACAAGCGCCUCACGGGCCAGAUCUAGAUUUCGCGCGGCGACAACGUUUUGUACCGGGUAACAGACAUUUGAAUCAGAAGACUAGAGACGACGGAACACUUAUCCGGGACACUACAGGGGCCGCGGCGGCGGGGGGAGGCGAAGCUACUACGCGGGCGCGAUCGCGCCGGUGCGGCUCGGCGCCCGCAGGCACCACAGCGCGCACGGGGCGCAGAGGCACCACGUGAUGGAGAGCAAGGAACCCACCACGAUUAUGCCCAACGGCGCGUAGUAGAAC